AUGCCUCUGCGACACUCCUGCUGCUCGGUGGAGCGUCGCGAAGGUGCUAUACGUGUGUGUGGAAGUGCCGAAAACUUUAAAGACAGCUGGAAUGAAGAUGUGUGCAUGCACUUGCAUCUUUAUGCAAAAGGAAUACUUUGUCUGUGGAAAGCGUUUGCAAUUAAGCAGCUGUCCAGUUUAAGAAAACCUGCCAAUCAACUCAGCACUGAUUCAGGAAUUAACAGAUCUGCUACUGGAAAUCAAGGUCAUGAAUUCAAAGGAAUAUAUUGGAAAUGGGAUGUGAAGCCUUUUUAUUUACUACAAAAUCAAAGAAGAGUAGAGAGAGCAAAUGAUUUAAAAGCUGUCAACGUUAGAGCUUUUUACAGACUCACGGUGUUGAGUCUAAAACUACGACUGAAUGCAACCUCCAACGUACUCAAAAGAAUGGGCUUACAUUUCAAGUGGCCAUUAGGGGCUCCUAUGCUGGCAGCAGUAUAUGCAAUGAGUAUUGUUUUUAAAAUGCUGCCUGCCUUGGGCACGGCUUGUCCACCAAAAUGCCGUUGUGAGAAGCUGCUCUUUUACUGUGACUCUCAGGGGUUUCACUCAGUGCCAAACACCACUGACAAGGGCUGUCUAGGUUUGUCAUUGAGGCACAAUUUCAUUACGGAACUUGAAGGGGAUCAGUUUGCAAGCUUCAGUCAACUUACCUGGCUUCAUUUAGACCAUAAUCAAAUUGAUACAGUAAGAGAAGAUGCUUUUCAAGGACUAUAUAAACUCAAGGAAUUAAUUUUAAGUUCAAACAAAAUAUCUUAUUUACCAAACACAACUUUCAGCCAGCUGCUUAACCUGCAACAUUUGGAUCUCUCUUUCAAUCAAUUAUCUGCUUUGAAUCCUGAAUUGUUGUAUGGCCUUCGUAAACUGCAAACCCUGAGUUUACGUUCCAAUUCUCUGAGGACUAUUCCAGUCCGCCUGUUUUCAGAUUGUCGUAGUUUGGAUUUUUUGGAUCUGAGCACAAAUCGCUUGCGAAGUUUGGCGCGCAAUGGAUUUGCAGGAUUAACCAAACUAAGGGAGCUUCACCUAGAGCACAACCAGCUGACCAAGAUUAACUUUGCUCACUUCCUUCGGCUAAGCAACCUGCACAUGCUCUUCUUACAGGGGAAUAAAAUUAGCAACCUGACCUGCGGGAUGGAAUGGACCUGGAGCACUUUAGAAAAGCUAGAUUUGUCUGGAAAUGAUAUCAAAGCCAUCGAUACGACAGUUUUUGAAAUAAUGCCUAAUCUUAAAAUUCUCCUAAUGGAUAACAACAAACUAACCACUCUGGAGUCCAAGGUUUUAUAUUCACUUAAAACCCUAACGACUGUGGGUCUCUCCAGCAACCCCUGGGAAUGCAGCCCCAAAAUAUGUGCACUAGCUACAUGGCUCAGUGGCUUCCAAGGUCGGUGGGAAUACUCCAUCCUUUGUCAUACCCCAAACCAUACCCAGGGAGAGGAUAUUCUGGAUGCAGUUUAUGGUUUUCAGCUUUGCUGGAAUUUAUCAACUGUUGUUACACCCAUUGCUACAACUCACAGAGCUCCAACAACUGAAUAUACAAAGCGAAUAAGCUCCUCAAAUUUCCAUGUGGGAGAUAAAGAAAUUUCAACCACCACAGGCAUACCCUUUACCACAGAAGAGCAGAUCCCUGAACCAAACAAUGUCAUCUUCACCCAGCAGGUAAUUACAGGAACAAUGGCUUUAUUAUUUUCUUUCUUUUUUAUCAUUUUUGUAGUGUUCAUCUCCAGGAAGUGCUGUCCUCCCACAUUAAGAAAAAUUAGGCAGUGUUCAAUGAUUCAAAGCCACAGGCAACUGCGAUCUCAAACACGGCUGCAUAUGUCAAAUAUGUCAGACCAAGGACCAUAUAAUGAAUAUGAACCUGCCCAUGAAGGACCUUUCAUCAUCAUUAAUGGCUAUGGACAAUGCAAAUGUCAGCAGUUACCCUAUAAAGAAUGUGAAGUGUAAUAUCUACAGGUAAUCAAAGAACACAAAGGAGAUAAAACUUAUUUUAAAUUGCAGGGAUCUGAUACAUUUUUAAAAAACUCAAAUACUGAGAAAGCCUAGAUUUUUCUAAGCAACUUGUUUUGAGUGAUGCAGUAGUAUUUCAGGGUGUUUUUUUUUUAAAUAAACCCACAAUAUUUUCAGUGUUUAAAUAACAGUGUUGGCAUUACAUUUGCAUUCCUGAUGUUUGGAAUCUAUGCUCAGCCCAAAAUAUGUAUAUUGUUUCAUGUUAUGUAAUUAUAUGUGUAUUUUUUUAUUUUUUUACUCCCAAGACUCCAGAUAUAAUUUAGAAAAAUAAUUUGGAUGAAAAUAUUGUUGGGUAUCUAUUUAAUGGACUUAAGGGUGGGGGGAAUAUUUUACCAAAUGAUGCAUUGUAAUUACAAAAUUUUACCAACAUUUCAGCCAGUUCAGUGUUUCAUGAAGUACAUACUAGCCAAAAAAACACACACAAAAAGAUAAUUUCCUUGUUCUGUCUUGUGAUCAAAGGUGCAGAAAAGAGAUUUUCCAGUCUACUACAGCAUGGAAUUUUAGUACUAUUUUAACUCCAUAGUAAGAAUUCAGAAUUUUAAAUGUGUUGCAAUUUCAGAAUAUAGCUACUGCCACUUCUGAAUAAAGAUCACAUUCAUUACUUCAGAAUAUUAAUCUGCUACAGCUAUUCAGUAGCAUUUAGUGUGGUUUCCAAAUAUUACAUGAGCUUCAACUUUUGUGAAAUCUGUCCUGACUUUAAUGGGAUACAUUUCAUACCAAGGAGCAACAUAUAAAGAAAUGAACACUAAGGAUUUUUUUUAAGCAAAAAAGCCCUCUUUCCUUUCUUCAACAUGUCUAACUGACUACUUAAUACCGGAACACUAUUUUAUAUAUUCAUUACUAUUCCUCUGGCAUCGAAUUAUUCUCUCAGAGUGAACUCUCAAUUACCACUGUUAAUUCCAACACUGGAUAAUUGAAACACCAAUCCAAUAUUCAAGGAGAGGGCUCUACUGAUUACAAUAUAAUUAAUUAAUUUAAUUACACUUGUGGAAAGAGUAAGAACUUUUAAAACUCAGAUUGCUAUUUUUUGUGGAGAAAGAUUAUAAUGUCAUUUAAAAUAGGACAAAAUUUCUCUGGAAAGCAAAUAAUAAAUUCUUGGAUCUUAAAAAUUCUAGAUUUAGUGUUUAUGAAACUUACUUUACUACACAUUUGUGUAGUUUAAAUGUAAUACAAUUAAGAAAUUAUUUAGUACAACUCUCAAAUCAUGAACACAUAAUCAAAGGUAUAAUAUUUUGAAGAAAAUGUACAUAUGUAGAUCUAACCAUCAUGCCAAGUUCAACAAUGACAUUUGUUAGUGGGGAAAAGAAAUAUUGAUGCUUGGAUUCUUUAAAUCAGUAUAUAAUAUUGUAUAUUGUACUAUGGUGCAAGGUUUUCAAACAAAUCAUCAUUUAUCUGAUGCUUGUGCUAUAUAAACAUCCUUGAAUAAAUAUUGUAAAGGUUUGAACAGGGUGGAAAGGAUGGAAAUUUCAGACUUUAAAGCCAAUGCAUCAAAUCCAGUACUUUCACGUUUUUUAAUCGGCAUUACUUUAGCUCAGUAUAUUGGAUUGUAUUACUUAAAGCUCUAUUAAACCAAACUAUUAGUAAAAAGUAGAUAAAAUCUACAAAUCCUCUACAUGAUAAGCCAUUGUCUUUCAGCCAUAUACAGCAUAUUCUAUGCAUCUGGUAACUAGAUUUUAUCUGCAUUGAAACAUAAUAUCUAUUAAGAAUUUAUGUUCCACUUAUCAAACUGAGAACUGCCUAUGUUUUGGUCUCUAUUUCCAUUACUAAUUUAACAAGAAUCCAUUGUGUGUAAGCAAAUUGGUUUGAAGGUGAAAUGAGAUGUAUAAACUGCAAAGAUUUAGAAGGCAACUGAGUAACAAUUAUGUUAAUAUUUACAUUCUAAAAGAACAUUUUUUCACAGCAUCUUAAUGAAAUUUGUAUCUCAUAAGAUACUCCAUCAGAAUACAGCCCAACAUUAUUUCAUCAGCAUUACUUAGCUACUAUAUGAAGUUGCAAUAACUGGCUUACUAAUUGGUCAAAACCCUUUGUUAUUACUAUCCCUUCUCUUCAGGGCACUUCACCUAAGUCAGUAGAUGCUGCAGAAAUUACCAGCAGCUAAGAGAUUUAUUUUCUCCUAUGUCAAUCUGUUCUCUUUUCCUUCUGAACUACUUGAAAAACACCUAUACAGUAUAAUACAAUUUUCAUAGUCAUACAAGAUUUGAGAAUACAAAUUUUAGCCCCUUAGCUAGUAUCUCAUAUUAUCAUGCCUACUAUUUUAAUCUAAAGAGAAAGUGCAGGACAAUAUUAUGCAUUAAUUCUAUAAUAUCAGUCAUGUAGGCUGCAUGGUACAGUUAUAUAAUUACCAAAAUAUAUCAGGUGUAGACCAGUUUGGUUCUAAUUAUGUUAAUUGGAUUUCUCUACUCUACUUUUCCUUACGAAUCUAAAAAGAGGACAUUUUUCUAGUGUGACAAAACUAACCGCUACUGAUUUCACAUUCAGUAAUGCAGCAAGUAUUAUUUAAGACUCUGACCAGUCGCAAUAUGUAUUUUUACACUGACAGGGUCUUCAAAUAAAGAGUUUAAAUAUAUGCAAAAGUCAUAGGCAAAAUAUUAACGUCACCUGAUAGCAAUUUAAACACAAUUUUCAGUGCCCCCAUUUGAUUAUUACUUAUUCAUGGGAAGAUGAGUAUGAUAUAUCCUUGGCAAAUAUCCAAAUGCUGAAUCAUUAAAUAAAAUUCUAGGUGACAUGCAAACCUGUAUGAAUUAAUUCUAAACUGGUGUUAAAUUAUGAGGCUAUUGAUCACACCCAGCCCAAAGCAUCGUAUUUCUCCCAAAUGCUUCAACCAAAGCUGAAAUACAGAUUUUGCCAUUUUUCUUUAGCAGUCCUUAACAGAAUGCCGUCUUGAAUUACUUCAGCUUCUAUAGUUGAUAUUUCAAGUGAUGGUUACAAUAGUCCCAGAAGGAAAAUAAAUAAUGGAGCCAUCACUUAUCUUAGCACUGUUCAAUCAGUCCUUGAACAUAUAAAUUAUUUCCAUUAUUUCAGACAGCAAAGGUUCCUGCAAGCAAGUUCCUGAAUUAAAUGUUCUCUGCUACUAUGGGAAGAACAAGUUGUGAUGGUUAAUUAUGUUCAAUAUCACCUUCCAGUCCAAGAUCCAAUACAGAGAUUGAACUUUAUAAGCUUUUACCUGGCUAAAAGCUUAGUACAAUAAAUUGUACUAUAAAUUCAUAUUAAUUUAAUAUUGCAGGGCAUAUUUAGUGGGGGAUCUUAUUGAGACAUCAUAUAAUAUAAUACAAAUCAUGUCAUCUAAAUGAAAAGCAAAUAAUGGUCAUAUCUGCACCAUCGAUUUCAGAGAUAUAUACUAUACUUCUAUUUCAGUUAUCAUUUUAGCUUCCCCCUCAAAUUUUUAAAUGUUGGAAAUAUUAAUAGAAAAUUCUAAUGGUUUCUACUAGCAAUAUUCCAAGUGCAUUUUCGAUGGUGGUGGUGGGGACUUCAUAAUGCAGUAAGUGCAGUGUACAAAAACAUUAAAAAAAUCUAUACAUUAUAAAACUAGAAGCUGACUCUUUCUUGGUGCCCUUUCAAAAUAAGAAACUCUGAAUUUCAUUUUCUUUCUUGAUUAUAAGUAUGCUUAUAUCUUUCCUUAUAAUACAGGUUAUAGGAAAAUCUCUUUUGGGAAUGAGCAUAUUGUUUUGCUUUUAAGAUACAAAUACGAUGCCCUCGUGUUUUGGUAUUAUCAAUGUCACAGUAUCAUGAUAUCAAUCUCAAAUAGAUCUUGUUUUGUUAUA
Molecule: messenger RNA, 5798 nt
Organism: Thamnophis sirtalis
Lineage: Eukaryota; Metazoa; Chordata; Lepidosauria; Squamata; Natricidae
Gene: LRRTM2
Product: leucine rich repeat transmembrane neuronal 2
Molecular function (GO): protein binding
Source: RefSeq, a predicted model, not a curated record